UAGUGCUUGAGCUCAGACUCAGAACUGGUAGUGCCAUGGAACGCUCGUCUGCUACGCUGCCCUCCGAUUCGGGUUCAGUGGUUGGGGCUGGGGGUGGGGGAGCUUCUAAGUACCUGGCCAACCUUCCCUCUCGCGGCCUCUUCUCCUCCACCGUUAUCUCUUCUAAUCCGAUUUCCAGUUACACUUUGCAACUUUUCAACCCAUCUGACCUAUUGUCUGUUCUCUACUCUGCUGUUGUUAAAAGUAUAUCUCAUGCUAGAAGUUCUUACCCUCACAUAUAUUUCCAUCCAGAGGAGCAACUAAUAAAGACGAACCAAACAAACAUACUGAUUAGGUCUCUCACACUUAAGAAACAGAAAAGUGAUUCCAGCUCAAAGGAUGUGAAGGGUAAAGGUACAACUGAGAGCACCAAGGGCAAGAGAGCUGCUGAGAGAGCUGUAGAUGGGAGGGCUUCAGCCAAGAGAGUGAACAUGACAAACCGUUCUGGAAAUCCUAAACAAGAGGGAACCAGUACUCGCACAUUUGAGAGGGAUUUCCAGGGUCUUACUGUGGAGAGGCUGCGUGCCCGUCUAAAGGAGAGGAGUCUGUCAGUCAAAGGAAAGAAGGAUGUACUGAUUGCACGCCUGAAAGGUGAUAGGGUUGAUGGCGAACCAUAACUUUGAAGGGUACCAA
This is a messenger RNA of Telopea speciosissima, 672 nucleotides long. RefSeq lists its product as uncharacterized. Lineage: Eukaryota; Viridiplantae; Streptophyta; Magnoliopsida; Proteales; Proteaceae. The transcript is spliced from 6 exons. The coding region runs from base 36 to 656 and encodes 206 amino acids. Gene Ontology annotation, cellular component: Cul4-RING E3 ubiquitin ligase complex. Gene Ontology annotation, biological process: positive regulation of proteasomal ubiquitin-dependent protein catabolic process. The record is from RefSeq and is a predicted model, not a curated record.